Molecule: messenger RNA, 426 nt
Organism: Suillus fuscotomentosus
Lineage: Eukaryota; Fungi; Basidiomycota; Agaricomycetes; Boletales; Suillaceae
Exons: 1
Coding region: 1-426 (141 amino acids)
Source: RefSeq, a predicted model, not a curated record
AUGGUGACCUCUGAAGGAAGACAACAAAUUGAAGGAGAGUGCCCGAUCAUGAUAGCCCAGCCGCUCAAAAGGACAUAUGCCAUUUACAUGGAGAGCGACGAAGAAUCUAGUGAUGACGAACCACCACAAAUCAUCGAGGACUUCCUUGCCGGUGUUCACUCUCGCUACCCUGCCAUGAACUUCUUACAAUAUGCCGGUAAACUGAAGGAUCGUGGCAUAUUGUAUUUGCCAACCGCAACUGGGUUUGAUAUUAGAUUCUACCAGAGCAAGAUCGGUAUGCCAGAGGGCACUGCACUUACCUUUCAGAGGUGUGCCUCCAAAGCUCACAUGAGGGUGGAACGCGCAAAGGAAAGGAGGAAGACUAAAGGGAAGAAGAAGGCACGAGCCCGGCCACAUGCUAGUGAUGACAACUCGGAGGAUAAGUAA